Messenger RNA from Rhodotorula toruloides NP11, 1203 nucleotides. RefSeq lists its product as uncharacterized. Bases 1 to 1203 code for a protein of 400 amino acids. The record is from RefSeq and is a predicted model, not a curated record. Lineage: Eukaryota; Fungi; Basidiomycota; Microbotryomycetes; Sporidiobolales; Sporidiobolaceae. The transcript has 5 exons.
AUGGUGACCACACGCUCGCACGACGACGACAAGCCCGCCGCUUCGACCGGCGACAAGCGCCACGCUGCCGAGGGAGGCAGCUCGCCCAAAAGGAAGAAGGUCGUCGCAAAGAAGGACGAGGAGGACGGCGGAGACGAGGACGAGCAGCACAAGAAGCCGACUAGCAAGGGCGGAAAGGGCAAGCACGUGCAGAAAAAGGUCGUCAAGCAUGAGGAGCAGCACGAGGAGAAGGGCGAGGAGAAGAAGGACGAGGGCAGGAGGCCGGCGGGUAUGAGCGAGGACAAGAAGCACGAGGAGCCGAAGGGAGACAUCGUUGAGGGCAACGCCCAGCCUGGACAGGUCCCCGCUCACCUGCCCGAGCCCGACGCAGAGAGGAAGCAUGGCAUCAUCGAGAAGGGCCACGUCUACUUCAUCUACCGCCCGAAAGUCGAGAUCGACCACCCCGAAUCGCUCGACGACGUCCAGCGCUUCCACCUCCUCGUCGUCCCACACGGCUCGAAGCUCCACCGCCUCAUCGCGAUCGGCAAGAAGGCUCUGCCCGACGCCAGCGAGUCGACUCGCCCGAUCUGGGGCCAGGUCGUCAAUGUCGGCGAGGACAUGAAGGCGCUCAAGGAGGGUCUCGGACCGAAGACUUACGAGACCAAGACGCGCGGAACCCGCCACCAAGCGGGCGCUCGGGUCGCUGCCUCGGGUGCCUACGUCCUCUACACGGUCGAAAACUACCCGAAGGACUCGGCGAACGAGUCUGCCGUCUAUCACACCUACUUCGCCUACGAGAUCGCCGUUCCUCACGAGAUGGGCGAGGUGCAAGAGGCGCUUCACAUCCAGCACGAAGGCGCUUUUACGCUCCAGGUCAAGAACCCCGAGGCGCCGUCCACGAACCCGGCGGUUGGUAACCAGCCAGCUAGCAAGCACCCUCAGUUCCCGCCCGAGUACAAGAAGCUCUUCCACACCAAGUUCAUCCCCGCCUCUCCUCCCGAACUGCUCGACUACCCGGGCGCCGAACUUCUCCUCAUUCCCUCGAAGCACGAAGCAGUUCAGGACAUUGGCGAGAAAGCGGAGAAGGAGCUUGACAAGGAGGAGAAAGAGUUGGAGAAGAGCAUUGAGGGUCAGAAGGACGGCGGGGAAGCGAAGAAGGCGUUGAAGGAGAUGGGGCUCGAGGGUUUGAUUGAUGGGAAGGCGCUCGAGGGUCAUUGGGAGUGA